Daphnia pulex (common water flea) is the source of this 3423-nucleotide messenger RNA. Its product is annotated as pollen-specific leucine-rich repeat extensin-like protein 2. NCBI's taxonomy places the organism in Eukaryota, Metazoa, Arthropoda, Branchiopoda, Diplostraca, Daphniidae. The transcript has 4 exons. The coding region runs from base 555 to 3074 and encodes 839 amino acids. The record is from RefSeq and is a predicted model, not a curated record.
ACAAUGACAUGUCUGUGUUCGUCGUGACAUACGGCAUGUCUACCGUCGAUUGCUUUCUCCAGUCUGUUUAUCAAUUCCUCUUGGUUGGUGGUUCCGUGGGGCACGACGAAAGUUUCUACACAGCAGUCGUCUAGAAGCAGAUUUUUAUCUUUAUACACAUCCAUAGUGGAAGACCAAUCGUCUCGGAGGCGAUUUGCCUUUAUAAAUUGGUUCAGUGAUGGUCCCAAUUCCUCGACGAUGACAUCGAACAGGUGACUGUUGAGGCUUAUUGCUGCCGCUUCUUUUGUCUUGGUCCAUUUCCGGGUGCGCUCCAAUGCCAGGGUCUGGAAGAUGAUGUAAGGAGGCACGGUGAAGGCCUUUUUGCCGGACUGGGAGGGGUCAUUUAACAGAUUUAAAGUUCGACGAAAUCUGGUCCUUCGGCAUUACCAUCCCAUCCCGGAUCAGCUCCGUUGAAACCCUCGCCCAAAGAGCCUUCAGAAGACGAACAGAAAGAGUAUCCGGAAUAUCCGGAUUAUUACGAAGAUGAUUCACCCCGUUUCCAAGAAAUCAAGAAAAUGGAUGCCGCCUCUUCUCCGAACAAUGUUGAUUUCGGGCCGGAGAUUCGAACACCAGGUGACAGCGGCGAUUUCUUCCCGGAAAAUCCGUUCAGGGGUAACUUCCCGACCGAUUUUGAAGAUUUCUUCAAAGAGUCGAGCUUUGGCGGUAGAGAAGAUGAAAGGCCAGUGCCACAACGUACUACAGUACCACCACGCCCGUCACCUUCACCCCGCCCUACAGCUCCGCAACGUCCAACAGUACGCUAUCCAGCACCACUCCCAACUGCACCUCCGACACCUCCCACUGUUAAGCCAACCAAAGCCGUUCCCGUUCCUGUGAGAACGACCGAACCCCCUCAGAGGCAAAUUCCAUCGCAAAACGUCAAAACGGAAGAACAGAAGCCUCAUUCCGGCCUGUCCAUCGCGGGCCCUGUCAAACAACUAACUAAGCUCAUCCAGCGUUCCACCAACUUCCGCCAGCGACCCAAUUCGCAGAAUCAUCAGAAAGAAUCGUCACCCAAUCACGAUUUAGCGGAACCCCGUCCGUUGACUCCGGAUAGGUCGCGUGAUUGCCCACAGCAGCCGGAAAGACCUGCAUGGAGUCCGUCAUCAAACGAGCAAGAAAGCACGCAUUUCAACAACAAGGAAACGAUUCCAACAAGGAUCAAUCCACCUCCGGUUCAGUCGCACUCUUUCAACCAGCAGUCCGCAUCCUCCAACCUUCCGUUUUACCGACAACAAAACGACCAGAUCGGCGGUAUUUUCAAUCCAAACACCAUCAUUCUCGAGAGUGGUUUCAAACCUAUCCGGAAUGCGGAUGGGCCGAUCCCACCGCUUGGAUUUGACGUCGAGCCUCAGCAGAACGCGCAAGGGAAAGGAAUCUCUGCCGAAGAUCCGAGAUUCACGACGGAUUCACCAAGUUUGGUAACAUUGGAUCCCGUUUUCGUCGCUUCCGAACAAGAUCACCGCAGACCCAAAGAACCCGUUCCCAUCACGUUGCCCAAGGCUGUUGUACCGGUUGUUCCCGGACCAUCGGCACCUGUUCCGAGGUUCCCUCCUAAUCACGAAGCCAACCAGCAGCAGGUGAACCACUUCAAUCAACAACAAUUCAGACCGCACCCGACGCCUCCUUCCCAGCGUCAGCAACAGCAGCGACCUCAUUUCAACGGCCAGGAUGUUAAUGCUCGUCCCCACACACCUCCACCUUCUCCUCCUGCUCGCAAGAAGUCUUCAGGUUUGGCUGCAUUUUUCAGCUUUGGUGGUAACCGCCGGAAGGAGCAGAACACCCCUCCCCUGGCUACGCCGAUUGCUGCUGGACCAUCUGGGCCUUCUCCUAAUAAUAGGCCAUCGCUAAAUUGGCAACCUCAGAACGGUCCUCUCCUUCAACUGAGACAUCCGUCAGCUGGACAAAACCGUGAACAGCUGCUACCGCAACCUCUACAAGGACCGCCACCGGGACUCCAUAUUCAACGACCUUUUGCUGGAGAAGGACACAAACAUCAAGGUGAACAGCCGUUAUCGCUGCAGCAGCGACAGCAGCAAGAGGGUCAACUAAAGAACCGCAAUAAUCCGGCGCAAAAUCAGCCGUCAUUACAACCGCAGUCCAAGCCAAAUCAAGGACUAACGGGCCUUCUUCAAAGAUUCCUGGGCGGUGGGGACCGACGCAAAGAUAUUUCUCGACCACUGCAAAUGGACAAAAAAGCAGAUGGACCUCAUGCAAUACACAAAGGUCCACCUCCUGUCUCGAUAAAUGGAAAAGCUGAUUUUCCGUUUCCACCAAACUUCCAAGGGCCGCUUCCACCCAUCAUUGCCUCUAAAGUUCAGGCGGCCACUAGGCCCAAUUUCGACGGAGUCCGCCGUUCUGAGCGCCCGUUGAAGAACCCCAACGUUCUAGAUCAGUUUUCAGCAUCCAUUAUCAAAGGAGGAUCCGUUUUGGGAACUGGAGGCAAGCCCGUCAUCACGGAUGAAGAGAGAGCUCAGUUGGAACGAUUUUUAUUUGGGCCAUCAGAACAAUACACCCCAAGAUCAUUUCCAUCCGAGUCUUUGUUAAGCAACCUCGAGGAAUGGUUGUCCGGUGAAGCUCCUUCCGAAUCUUUACUAAGUAAAAUUGCCGAAGUUUUAUCCGUUGAAGCCUCGACGGAUAUUUCUCCAGAAGAAGAUAGCACUGUUGAACCAGAUGCCUCAACCACUUUACCAACAACCAAUGAUGAAGAGAUUUCCUCUGUCGACGAAAAGUCCCAUAAUGUCUUAAAUGAUGAUGACAAUAAAGAAAUCGAUCCUGUUGAAAGCGUCGCAUCACAGCGACGGAAGCGACAAGCCGUCGAUGAUGAACGGAAUGACAAUCAUUUUUUGGAUAAAAUUCCUCAACAGGAUUCGAGCCAGCUGCCAGUUGAACACCGCGGAUUGGACGACGAGGAAGUAAACGAUUCUCAUCAAAACAAUAACAGUAGUUCCACUAAAUUUGCUCCUUGGUUCUCCGUUACUUCCGCAUUAUUCUUACUUAUUGGUUUGACAGGAAUCCAGUUAAAUCACAUUUAAUAACCUAUAAUGUUUUUCCAAUCUACUUCCUUAUUGUAAAUAAUUGCCAAUAAGCAAUCGACUGACGAUGUCAUCACAUAACUCAGAUUGAAUUGCAACACAAAAUGGUUGGGUUUCACUUAAAUUGCAUAACAGAACAGAAAAAAAAGGAUGGCUUGUUCUUAAAUUUCACUCUUUUAAUUUAUUGCUUAUUUAUAUUCCUUUGUCACGGUUUCAAAAUUGGUCUUAGUUUAAUGUAAUAGGGAUGUCUUGUUUUGCAGUGUAUGUGCUUUUCUACAAAAUCUUUUUGCAAACUACCUGAUUUCUGACGGAAUAUAACAAGUGGCAAUACACACAAUUGGGAAUAUUG